GUGGAAAUUGAAGCACACAACGCUGAAGACCUGUCCUGAGGGUGCUCUAGAAAGUCUCCAGAGGGUCAUUUCAUGGGGGAAAAUCCUGCCAAGAACCAUUACGCACAGCUUAACCAGGGAGAAGAGAAUGAGAUGGAGAUUUUUGGCUACAAAACUCAAGGCUGCCGAAAGGCCUUGUGCAUUGCUGGAUACAUCUUGUCCUGUGGGGCUCUGCUGCUGCUGUUUUACUGGAAGCCCGAGUGGGAUGUGUGGGCAAACUGCAUCCGCUGCAGCUUGGAAGAAGCGGACAUUGUUCUGCUUAGAACAACAGAUGAAUUUCGGAUUUAUUCUCGUAAGACUGUGACAUGGAUGUCUGUGUCUGCACUUAUCAAAAGUAGAUUGGAUUAUCCAGCCGCUGCUGAGGAAGACUCAAUCUUCAGCAAAGCCAUAAUGAAGCCAAGUUUGCAAGUGAAAAUUAUCCAAAUACAAAAAAUCCGCUAUGUCUGGAAUAUCUAUGCAAAACAGUUCCAGAAAGUUGGAGCCCUAGAAGACCACCACACUUGCUCAGCUAUACAUGCCAAAUUUGGUUCUGGUCUCACCUGCAAUGAACAGAAUGUCAGGAGAGUUAUAUGUGGGCCAAACACUGUUGAUGUUCCAGUGAUCCCUAUUUGGAAACUACUCAUCAAAGAGGUCUUAAAUCCAUUUUACGUGUUCCAGCUGUUCAGUGUGUGUCUGUGGUUUGCUGAAGAUUACAUGGAGUAUGCCACUGCCAUCAUAAUCAUGUCUCUUCUCUCGAUUUUUUUGACUGUGUAUGAUCUUAGACAGCAAUCGGUUAAACUGCACAGACUGGUUGAGUCUCAUAACAACAUCAUGGUCACUGUCUGCAGAAAUAAGGAAGGUUGCCAAGAGCUGGAAUCACACCAUCUUGUUCCUGGAGAUAUGCUGGUUUUGAAAGAGGGCAAAACCCUUUUGCCUUGUGACGCCAUCCUGAUCAGUGGGCAGUGCAUUGUAAAUGAAAGCAUGCUGACAGGGGAAAGUAUUCCAGUAACAAAGACCCACUUACCCCAAGCGGAUAACUUCAAGCCCUGGAGAAUGCACUGUGCAGAGGAUUACAAAAAACACGUCCUCUUCUGUGGAACAGAGGUCAUACAGACCAAGGCAGAUGACAGAGGAGUAGUGAAAGCUGUGGUGCUGCGGACUG
Fulmarus glacialis (Northern fulmar) is the source of this 1180-nucleotide messenger RNA. Its product is annotated as probable cation-transporting ATPase 13A4. Lineage: Eukaryota; Metazoa; Chordata; Aves; Procellariiformes; Procellariidae. The annotation marks the transcript as partial. The transcript has 10 exons. The record is from RefSeq and is a predicted model, not a curated record. Gene Ontology annotation, molecular function: polyamine transmembrane transporter activity; ATP hydrolysis activity; P-type transmembrane transporter activity. Gene Ontology annotation, cellular component: late endosome membrane. Gene Ontology annotation, biological process: polyamine transmembrane transport; intracellular calcium ion homeostasis.